Molecule: messenger RNA, 4845 nt
Organism: Centropristis striata (black sea bass)
Lineage: Eukaryota; Metazoa; Chordata; Actinopteri; Perciformes; Serranidae
Gene: llgl2
Product: LLGL scribble cell polarity complex component 2
Exons: 27
Coding region: 350-3364 (1004 amino acids)
Biological process (GO): establishment of spindle orientation; regulation of establishment or maintenance of cell polarity; regulation of Notch signaling pathway
Cellular component (GO): cortical actin cytoskeleton; plasma membrane; cytoplasm
Molecular function (GO): GTPase activator activity; myosin II binding
Source: RefSeq, a predicted model, not a curated record
CAGUGAAGUUUAGCCUAGCAGGGUUGAGGAAACACCGAUGUUACCACCACAGCCACAGCGGUGGAAAAAGAAAGAGCACCAGUCAAGUUUUAUUUUUUAACCGGGAAUCAGUCGUGAUAUUUCCUCAAGAAAAUCCGCUGUCGCUUGGAUUGUAGGAGUACUCGCUUUGGGUCUGGUCACAUUUUCCCGACUUUCUAUGAGGAGAGAGCUCUGAGCCAACUAAUCACCGACAGUGGCCGGGGAGGGAUUCAUCCAGCGGCUGUAGACGGCGGACAUCGGCUGAGCAACGGCUGAUUUGAACCAGCGUGCGUCAGUGGGCCCACAGGCUCCACGCUGGUGCUGAGACAGGAUGAAGAGGUUCAGGCGACACGGCCAGGAGUCACAGAGAGAUCGGCUCAAACAGGAACUCUUCCAGUUUAACAAGACAGUGGAGCAUGGAUUCCCCCACCAGCCCAGCGCUCUGGGCUACAGUCCCUCCCUGCAGCUCCUGGCCAUCGGCACCCGCUCCGGAGCCAUCAAACUAUAUGGAGCUCCAGGUGUGGAGUUCAUGGGUCUACAUGACGAGAAUGCUGCUGUUACACAGGUGCACUUCCUCCCCCACCAGGUUGAACUGGUGACUCUGCUGGAUGACAACAGUCUACACAUGUGGACUUUAAAAGCUCACAAGGGACUUUCUGAACUUCUGGAGAUAGGACGCUUCACACUGACUGGACCACCUGGUGCCCCUCCGAGUGUGACCAGAGUGACGGCAGUGCUGGCUCACUCCUCAGGAGAGCUGCUGCUGUUGGGGACAGAAGGAGGACAUGUCUUCAUAGUUGAAGUCCCAGGGUUCAGAGAGCUGGAGGAGAGAAACAUUAGCCUUGACCAAGUGACCAGCAGCGUGCCAGAUGACUACAUCGGCCGCAGGAAUCUGGAACACGUCGAGGCCUUACAGGAGAACCCGGUCAAUCCAAACCAGGUUGUCAUUGGCUACGGACGGGGUCUCAUGGUGAUCUGGGAUCUGGUGAAACAGUGUGCCAUCCAGCACAUCCCCGCCACACAGCAACUGGAGAGCGUGUGGUGGACCGAGGACGGAGGCUACAUUCUCAGUUCACACAGUGAUGGAAGUUACUGCCGGUGGACGGUGAACGGCGAGGACGCAGAGGAGGAGAAAUCAGACAUUCCUUACGGACAUUUCCCCUGCAAGGCCAUUUCUAAAAUAAUCCAGCUACCUACAGAAGAAGGGCCUCCGUUCCUCCUCUUCAGCGGCGGCAUGCCCAGGGCCAGCUACGGGGACAGACACUGUAUCACGGUGAUCCACAGUAAAACACACGUGGCUCUGGACUUCACCUCCAGGAUCAUCGACUUUUUCGCCAUCAGAGACGGACCGGAGCACACAGGAGACCCCAGUGCGCUGGUGGUCCUGGUGGAAGAGGAGCUGGUAGUCAUAGACCUGCAGACUGAGGGCUGGCCAGUCAUCCAGACACCGUACCUGGUUCCCCUCCACAGCUCAGCCAUCACCUGCUCACACCACGUCUCCGCCAUCCCCCUCAAACUGUGGGAGAGGGUCCUCGCUGCUGGAGACCUGCAGAACACACACUACUCCAAGAAGCCAUGGCCAAUAACGGGAGGCCAGAACCUGGCCCCAGACCCUCCACAGAGAGACCUGCUCCUCACAGGGCAUGAAGAUGGGACGGUGCGUUUCUGGGACGCAUCAGGAGUCUGUCUGUAUCCCAUGUAUAAGUUGAGCACAGCUGGAGUGUUCCACACAGAUGCUGAUCCCAACGAUAACAUGAACCAAGGCACUGAAGGGGAGUGGCCGCCAUUCAGAAAGGUCGGCUGUUUUGACCCCUACAGCGAUGACCCAAGGCUCGGCGUUCAGAAGAUCCACCUUUGUAAAUACAGUGGUUAUCUGACUGUAGCUGGCACUGCUGGACAGAUCCUGGUGCUGGAACUGAACGAUGAGGCGGCAGAGCAGAUAGUGGAGGCUAAAGUUGUGGAUUUGCUGUUGGGCCAAGAGGGCUUCCGCUGGAAGGGCCACACUCAGCUGGAUGUGCGAGAGGAGCCGGUUCUGUUUCCUCCAGGCUUCCAGCCCUUUGCUCUGGUCCAGUGCCAGCCUCCUGCUGUGGUUACCGCCCUCACCCUGCACUCAGAGUGGAAGCUGGUAGCUUUUGGCACCAGCCACGGCUUCGGCCUAUACGAUUACCAACAGAAGAACAACGUCCUGGUCAAGUGCACCCUGAACCCCAGUGACCAGCUGGCCAUGGAGGGUCCUCUGUCCAGGGUGAAGAGCAUAAAGAAAUCCCUCCGACAGUCCUUCAGGAGAAUCAGACGCAGCAGAGUCUCGCUAAGGAAACAUCACGUCAACAAUGCAGCAAAGCUCCAGGAGGCGAACGCUCGUCUGGAGGCAGAGCUGGCAGAGAUGGAACUCGCUCCUGUUCAGAGGAAGAUCGAGGCUCGCUCCUCUGAUGACUCCUUCACCGGUCUCGUACGGACUAUUUACUUCGCUGAUACCUUCCUCACAGACAGUUCACAUAACACACCCUCCCUAUGGGCAGGGACCAACGGUGGCUGUGUGUUUGCGUACAUGCUCCGCCUCCCUUCUGUCGAGCACAGAGCAGACGAGCCAAUCACCGCACAGCAGGCUAAGGAGAUCCAGCUCAUGCACCGGGCCCCUGUUGUGGGUAUCGUGGUGCUGGAUGGUCACGGGGCUCCGCUCCCUGAGCCCCUGGAGGUGGCCCACGACCUGGCCCGCUCACCUGACAUGCAUGGCUCACACCACCUCCUGGUUAUAUCUGAGGAGCAGUUUAAGGUUUUCACCCUGCCAAAGGUGAGCGCUAAGAUGAAGCUAAAGCUAACGGCCAUGGACGGCUCCAGGGUACGGAGGGUGGGCGUGGCCUGGUUCGGCAGCAGUAAGUCAGAGGACUACGGCGAGAGCGGCCUCGUCGUUCUGACCAAUCAGGGCGACGUCCACGUGGUGUCACUGCCCACGGUCAAGAUGCAGGUCCAUUACCCCUGCAUACGCCGAGAGGACGUCAGCGGCAUCGCAUCCUGUGUCUUCACCAAGCACGGCCAGGGCUUCUACCUGAUCUCGCCGUCUGAGUUUGAACGCUUCUCUCUAUCCACCCGCCAGCUGGUGGAGCCUCACUGUCUGGUGGAGGUUCCUCUUCAUUCAGGCUCCACCCAACACUGGUCACAGCCCGAUGGCGCUUCAUCUGCUCAUAGAAAUGCCAGACAAGACAGUGAGGAUGCAGAAAGCGCAGCUAGACGUGUUAUGGAGCAUGCUUUGCUGAAUGACGAGAAAGUACUUCAAGAGAUCCAGAAGUCACUAGAAGGAGACCAGACGUCGUUCCUGGAGAAUAAUGUGAAGAGUGCUGUGGCCUGAGCGACAUCUCUGGACAGUUCAGAGUAAACUAACAUGUUUAUGAAGCGUACUGCAGUCCUGUAGCAGCACUCGCCUCCUGCUCAGCUGAAACAACCACUACUGACCCCCGACCCCCUCGCCUCAGUGACUGACCCCCCCCCCACUCUCAGACUACACCGACAGAGAGAGACGCCUCACGGUUCUCGGCAGUCGUCUUUACGAGCACCACAGGACUCACUCGCAGCGCAGACGGAGGGUGGAGGACGACACACCACCUGUGCCUAAAGACCACACGCUGUACACAGACGAUGGCAGCACGGUCACAACCAUCCAACCCAAAGCUACAUGAAGCACAUUCCUGACAUGUGACCAACGCCAUCACCCAUCACACCCAGAUCAACUCCAGCAUCAUAUCACCAUCUCGGAUCUGCCAUCGACUCAUCGUUGGAGCUGUUUGACUUAAAUAGCAACCACUUCACUCUGAAAAGCCUUUAUCACCACCAGCCUUUUUGAUGUGGAUUCUGCCAGUGGAAGAAAAAAGUUUUUUUUUAGUUUUUUUUUUUUUUUUUAUAAUCGCCACGCUCUCUGCUGUGCAAUCUCACUGGCCUUCAUCUCCCCACACGGACAUACAGCUGAAAGGAUUGUGGGGGGUGAUUUGAAUAAUGAUGAAAAUAAUUUAACGGUUAAAUUUUAUGUGAUUUGUGCCUGAUUUUUAUUUUUUAUUUUAAGACACCUCAGAUUUACACUGUGGAAGCCCAUUUCUGCCAGGAAAAAGAAAAAAAAAGUUAGGAAUGAUGAGAAGAAAAGAAAGUUGUUUUAUGUAUAUUAAACCAUCCUGGUCAUUAAAUUAGUCCUAGCAUUACCAUUACAUGUCCCCUGUAUACUGCUAACACAGCCCCUCCCGUCCACUCUAGACUUUGUAUCCGGCCAUAGGUACUUCUCCACUAUUGCGGAGCUCACAGUGCUGUACUUUUUUGGGGGAUCAGCUUUCUACGGGGUUUGGUUUUUAAUUAUUUUUUAUGUAAACCAAUUUUUUUAUGCCAGCAAUGAAUAAUGUAAUUUAGGAAUGUAAUUGUAAGCUAUUGUAGUGAAAUGUUUUUAAUAUAUACAGUAUGUAUGUGACUCAGUCUGUACCUGUGGGCCUGUUGUAACUGGGGUUGGCUGCUACUUAGAUCAUGCAAGGAAAUAUUUUGGUACUGUGUCUCAGAAUGCUGGGUAUUUAGCAUCAGCCUAGAAUAUAUUUUUGUAGUGAACUGAUUCAGAACCCUAAUUUUUUUAUUUGUAACUUCACACUACAGUUUUCUUGUGGAUAAUUAUUACAUGUUUUUUUUUCCCAAGAAUGAUCGUGUCUGUUUUUAUUUACUCGGUGCACUGACAUCUUUAAGUUUUCCACAUCGUUCGUCUGUGCUGCACCGCAAACAAAUGUUUGACAGUGUCUGAAUGCCGUUUCGGUCUUUGUACGCUUCAAUGAAAGUUGAAAAAACAUUUAGAUUCCCAACCCA